Pygoscelis adeliae (Adelie penguin) is the source of this 909-nucleotide messenger RNA. RefSeq names its product secreted phosphoprotein 1 (gene SPP1). The transcript has 6 exons. NCBI's taxonomy places the organism in Eukaryota, Metazoa, Chordata, Aves, Sphenisciformes, Spheniscidae. Gene Ontology annotation, biological process: cell adhesion; osteoblast differentiation; ossification. Bases 1 to 909 code for a protein of 302 amino acids. Gene Ontology annotation, molecular function: extracellular matrix binding. The record is from RefSeq and is a predicted model, not a curated record.
AUGAAGGUGGCAGUUCUGUGUUUAUGCCUUAUCAGCAUCACCGCUGCAUGGCCAGUGAGUAAAUCCAAGAAGCAUGCCAUUUCUGCCAGCUCUGAAGAAAAAUAUGACCCCAGGGGCCAUCACUCACACAGAUAUCACCACCACCACGUGAAUUCUCAGUCUUGGGAGAGUCUGCAGCACUCACAGAAUGACCUGGCGUCACCUCAGCAGACUCUUUACUCUUCAGAAGAAAGCGUGGAUGUCCCAGUACAACCGCACUUUCCUGAUGUGUCAAGCAAGAGCCAUGAAGAUGUGGAUGAUGACGAUGAUAACGAUUCAAAUGACACAGACGAAUCCGAUGAGGUUGUCACAAGUUUUCCCACAGACAUUCCAGUAACUGUACCCUUCUCUCCUUUCCCUUUCACCCGGGGAGACAAUGCCGGCAGAGGCGACAGUGUGGCCUACAGGGUGAGAGCAAAAGCCACAGUGGUGAAGUCUAGCAAACUCCGCAAAGCUGCAAAAAAGCUCAUUGUGUAUGAUGCCACUGAGGAGGAUGAGAGCGCCCUGGAUGUAGACAGCCAGCAAGCAGGGCUCUCCCGGGAGGAUCCUGCUGCCUGCCGCUCCCUGGGGAAGCAUGCCAUCAGCGGGGAAUGGGCUGACAAGAGCCAUGGGCAGGACAGCAGCGAGCUGGACAGCAAGCAGCGUGACCGGAGCGUGGAAAGCGGCAGCCGGCAGAAACUCGACAGCCAUGAGGCAGAAGACGAUAGCAAGGCUGGUGUCAGAGGGAAUAGCCACCAGAGCAUGGAAAGCAGGGAGAGCCAGGUUCAUGUUUCAGCUGAGAUCCCCGAUGAUAACAGCAAUCAAACGAUGGAGAGUGCCGAGGAUGCUCAAGAUCAUCACAGCAUCGAAAAUAACGAAGUCACCCUUUAA